Messenger RNA from Topomyia yanbarensis, 1514 nucleotides. Its product is annotated as aminoacylase-1B-like. The record is from RefSeq and is a predicted model, not a curated record. Gene Ontology annotation, molecular function: aminoacylase activity. Gene Ontology annotation, cellular component: cytoplasm. The transcript has 4 exons. Lineage: Eukaryota; Metazoa; Arthropoda; Insecta; Diptera; Culicidae. Bases 274 to 1494 code for a protein of 406 amino acids. Gene Ontology annotation, biological process: amino acid metabolic process.
CCGUAAGAUAAGCUCCGAAAUUAGAGCUAUAUCUUCAAAUGGCCAACCGAGUAUUACGAAACUAAAAAUCGUGCCCUAUACUUUAUUUUUAAAUCAUCAUUAGAUCGCUAAGAAGCAAAUGUUAAGUAUAACUUGUGAAUUAUCGUAGCGCUAUUUAAUGAUGAACACUUCUACGCACGUCGUGUUUUUAUUGUAGAAAUUUCUUCAUAAAAAGACGAGUCUCACUUAUCGGGUUUCAUUUAAAGUUGUUUCGUUUGCUUCAGCUGAACGAUAAUGAAUAUUUCUCAAAAGCAGCAAUAUCAAAUCUGGGAGAGUAACGAGGAGAUUCAAGCAUUUCGGGAAUACUUAAGAAUUCCUUCCGUACACCCCGAUGUUGACUACGAUGAGUGCGUACACUUUUUGCGUCGACAGGCAACUUCGUUAGACCUAGAAGCGGAAGUUGUUGAAGUAAACCCAGCAAAACCGGUCGUCAUCAUUUCCUGGGUGGGUACCGAUCCGUCGGCUCCGUCAAUUAUUCUGAACUCUCACAUGGACGUGGUACCUGUUUAUGCGGAAAUGUGGUCCCACCCUCCGUUUGCGGCCCAUAUGGACGAGGAAGGAAGAAUUUACGGUCGCGGUUCACAGGAUAUGAAAUGUGUGGGUAUUCAAUUUUUAGCCGUGAUUCGGACACUGAAACGCGAAGGGGUUAAACUGAGAAGGACACUUCACGUGACUUUCGUUCCGGAUGAGGAGACUGGAGGUGAACUGGGAAUGAGGGACUUUGUUCGUACGGAGAGGUUCAAGAAACUCAAUUGCGGUUUUGCUAUCGACGAAGGGUACGCGACGGAGGAAGAAGUGUUUAGACUGUUCUACGGGGAGCGGGCCAUCAGACGAGCAAACUUUUAUAUAUCUGGCACUCCGGGUCACGGUUCUUUGUUAUUGAGCGGUACGGCCGGUGAGAAGGCACGCAAACUAUUGGACAGAAUGAUGGAUUACCGUGCAAUGGAGGAGAAAAAAUUGGAAAACAAUCCAGAGCUAUCGAUAGGGGACGUAACAAUGCUGAAUCUAACGAUGUGUGCGGGUGGAGUUCAAUGUAAUGUUGUUCCCCCGGAGAUUAUGCUGUGUUUCGACAUCCGAGUUUCGAAUGAUAUCAGUAUCAAGCAAUUCGAUGCUCUAUUGGAAAAAUGGUGCAACGAAUCCGGCGGAGGAAUUCGUAUCGAGUUUGCUGUGCAGAAUCCUGUCACUGAGGUGACCAGACUUGAUGAUUCCAAUCAGUUUUGGGUUGCUUUGAAAGGCGCGUUGGAUAAAAUGAACCUUGAAGUACGCCCCCGAAUCAAUCCUGGGGCGACUGACAUAAGAUUUCUACGAGAAUUGGGAAUUCCAGCGGUUGGAUUUUCUCCGAUGAACAGAACACCGGUCUUGCUGCAUGACCACGAUGAAUACUUGCAUGCAGAAACAUUCCUGAAGGGUAUCGAUAUUUACAAAGAAAUUGUGGUGGCCAUUGCAAAUGUUUGAUUUAUGCAUAUUUCAUAAGA